Molecule: messenger RNA, 1029 nt
Organism: Penicillium arizonense
Lineage: Eukaryota; Fungi; Ascomycota; Eurotiomycetes; Eurotiales; Aspergillaceae
Product: NADPH oxidase family protein
Exons: 4
Coding region: 1-1029 (342 amino acids)
Biological process (GO): intracellular iron ion homeostasis; copper ion import; iron ion transport
Cellular component (GO): plasma membrane
Molecular function (GO): ferric-chelate reductase activity
Source: RefSeq, a predicted model, not a curated record
AUGGCUAUCUUUCAGAGCGUGCUGCACAUAAUUUUGUCUAUCCAGAUAUCCCCAUUUGACUUGCGAGAAGUACACCAGAAGAAUGGACUGAUUGCAAUGGUUUCUAUUGGAGUAUCAACCCUGGCAGUGGUUCCGUUCAUCCGUCGUCAUGCUUACGAAGUAUGCAUGAAAUUGCAUCUCUCUAUAGGGGUAUUUGCCGUGGUGAUGGUUUGGAUUCAUAUGAAAGACAGAUAUGGCUUAAAUGGCAAGCUUUUGAUCUCUGCUAUUGGCCUACUCAUCAUCAACACUAUGUUUUAUGGCGCUCGCGAGCUGUUUCGCAACAUUACGAGAAGUCAAGUUAUGGCUGUUGCCCAGCGCACGCCCUUGGCAGGUGCUGUGAGGUUAGACUUUACGCCUCCUCGUCCAUGGGAAGUUCAUGCGGGUGACUACGUCUAUCUCAGAGCGCCAGGUGUUCAUCCAUUAUCCUUCGCAGAGUCUCAUCCUUUCAAUAUCAUAUGGUGGGACCAAGACAAAUCUGGUAGGGCAAGCAGGAUCCAGCUUAUCUCUAGGGUCCACUCCGGAUUUACUAAAGACUUAUCGGCGAUCUCGCACGGCUCACUCAGGGUGCUGGUGGACGGUCCAUAUGGAAAAGCUCUGAACACAAGAUACUGGGACAACUUCCUUUUUGUUGCUACGGAUAUUGGUAUAUCGGCUCAAAUGCCUUACUUGAAAGAGCUGAUUGAUUUACAACGUCAUCCUCGCCGUCUAAGUAGGGUUUCGAUCAUCUGGGUUGUUGAGGAUGACCAGCACAGAGAUUGGGUAACAGAUGAGGUGCAGCACUUGCUAGAUGUGGAUGCGGCAUACAUGCUCUUCCACUGGACCACUUAUUCCAAGACCAAGAUAGAUACAACUUAUGUUGCACGUCGUGGACGCAUGGUAUUUGGCAACCCGCAUAUGAAGACGGUUUUGGAAGAAGAGUUUGGGAAAUUCUCUGGCAACGUUUUACUUUCAGGUGAGACCACAGCUACCACAUAUCUGGAUCUAUCCUGA